AUGAGUGGCGGCCAGCAGCUGCAGCUGGCUGCCCUCUGGCCCUGGCUGCUGAUGGCUACCCUGCAUGCAAGCUUUGGACGCACAGGACCCGUGCUGGCAGCAGCGGUGGAGUCUGAAAGAUCAGCAGAACAGAAAGCUAUUAUCAGAGUGAUCCCCCUGAAAAUGGACCCCACAGGAAAACUGAAUCUCACUUUGGAAGGCGUGUUUGCUGGUGUUGCAGAAGUAACUCCAGCGGAAGGGAAAUUAAUGCAGUCCCAUCCGCUGUACCUGUGCAAUGCCAGUGACGACGACAACCUGGAGCCUGGCUUCAUCAGCAUCGUCAAGCUGGAGAGUCCUCGAAGGGCUCCUCGGCCCUGCCUGUCACUGGCCAGUAAGGCCCGAAUGGCUGGUGAGCGUGGAGCUAGCGCGGUGCUCUUUGACAUCACCGAGGAUCGAUCGGCCGCUGAGCAGCUGCAGCAGCCGCUGGGACUGACUUGGCCAGUGGUGCUGAUCUGGGGUAAGGAUGCCGAGAAGCUGAUGGAGUUUGUGUACAAGAACCGGAAGGCCCAUGUGAGGAUUGAGCUGAAGGAGCCCCCAGCAUGGGUAAAUUACGACGUGUGGAUCCUCCUGACUGUGGUGGGCACCAUCUUUGUGAUCGUCCUGGCUUCAGUGCUGCGCAUCAGGUGUCGUCCCCACCGUAGCAGACCGGACCCUCUUCAGCAACGGACAGCCUGGGCCAUCAGCCAGCUGGCCACCAGGAGGUACCAAGCCAGCUGUAGGCGGGUGCGAGCUGAGUGGCCAGACUCAGGGAGUAGCUGCAGCUCGGCCCCUAUGUGUGCCAUCUGCCUGGAGGAGUUCUCAGAGGGACAGGAGCUCCGGGUCAUUUCCUGCCUCCAUGAGUUCCAUCGUAUCUGCGUGGACCCCUGGCUACACCAGCAUCGGACUUGCCCCCUCUGCAUGUUCAACAUCGUAGAAGGAGAUUCAUUUUCCCAGGGCCUGGGAGCCUCUCCAUCUUACCAGGAACCAGGCAGGAGACUCCACCUCAUUCGCCAGCAUCCUGGCCAUGCCCACUAUCAUCUCCCCUCUGCCUACCUGUUGGGACCUUCCAGGAAUUCAGGGGCCGGCCCCCCAAGACCUAGGCCCUUUCUGCCCUCCCAGGAGUCGAGAAUGGGCUCUCGGCAUCAACGCCUCUCCAGGGCUUCACAUCACCGGGCCCCGGAAGAACAGCAGCAUCUGGCAGUACCUCAGCACCCCUACGCGCAGGGCUGGGGGCUGAGGCACCUCCGAUGUACCCCUCAGCACCCCACAGUUUGCCCAGCGGCCCUGCGUCGGGCCAGGCCUCAUGACAGCAGCGGGUCUGGAGAAAGCUACUGUACAGAGCGCAGUGGCUACUUGGCAGAUGGGCCAGCCAGUGACUCCAGCUCAGGGCCCUGUCAUGGCUCUUCCAGUGACUCAGUGGUCAACUGCACAGACAUCAGCCUGCAAGGCAUCCAUGGCAGCAGUUCAACCUUCCACAGCUCCCUGAGCAGUGACUUUGACCCCUUGGUGUACUGCAGCCCCGAAGGGGAUCUUCGAGGAAAAGGAACGCAACCUAGGGUGACCUCUCGACCCCGUUCCCUGGAGUCAGUGGUGCCCACUGGGGAGACUCGGGUUUCCAGCCACAGCCACUAUCACCGCCACGGCCACCACCACUACAAAAAGCGGUUCCAGUGGCAUGGCAGGAAGCCUGGCCCAGAAAAUGUCCCUCAGCUCAGGCCUACUGCUUCUCAGACUCAGCUCCAACCGGAGCCAUCUAUCUUGGACCCGAAGUUGACCACACCCAACCCGGCAGCUUCUUCACUGCUCCCCAGCACACACCGGGCCAGAUCCCUUACAGAGCCAGCUCCUGGCUUAGCAGAAGCUGCCAGCCCCAACCCCAAUUCCAACCCCAACAGUCUUUUGAACUUGCAGAAAUCCAGCCUCCCUGUCCGACACCCACAGAGAAAACGGCGGGGUGGUGUCUCAGAACCCUUGCCAACCUCUCGGCCCCAGGACUUGACUGUUCACCCAGCUUGCCAGGUUUUUCCCCGUUACAGCCCCAGCGUAGCAUACCCUUGGCCCCCAGAGGCUCAUCCACUGAUCUUCAGACCUCCAGGCCUGGACAAGAGGCUGCUGUAUGAAGCCCCAGGCCCCUGUUACUCGCGGUCACAGCCAGUGUGGUUGUAUCUGCCCCCCCGCCAGCCUCUGGGACCAUGCUCUCCUGGAGAGGGACAUUCCGAGUGGAGUUCUGACAUGCCAGAGGGCAGAUCAUGCCCUUAUCCACACUGCCAGGUGCUACCAGCCCAGCCUGGCUCGGAGGAGGAGCUUGAGGAGCUCUGUGAACAGGCGGUGUGA
This is a messenger RNA of Microtus ochrogaster (prairie vole), 2352 nucleotides long. RefSeq names its product ring finger protein 43 (gene Rnf43). The record is from RefSeq and is a predicted model, not a curated record. The coding region runs from base 1 to 2352 and encodes 783 amino acids. NCBI's taxonomy places the organism in Eukaryota, Metazoa, Chordata, Mammalia, Rodentia, Cricetidae. The transcript has 9 exons.